UUAGCAAACCUAACGUACGAAUAUAAUGGGUGUCCAUAUCAUGAGAGUAAAAAUAGCUCUGCUCAUGAGCUUAUUCUUAUUCGAAGCAAGUCUAGUCCUUGGGGAUAUAGGCACUGCAACAUCUUACAAUUCUCCUUAUACACCAACAAGAUGCAAUGGAAAUAGGGGAGAUCAGUUUCCGGCAGGGAAUUUGUUUGUAGCAGUAAGUGAAGGGUUGUGGGAUAAUGGGGCCGCGUGUGGGCGGCGUUACAGAUUGAGAUGUCUGAGUGGAAGUGGCCGUCGGCCGUGCAAGGGCGGCACGAUUGACGUUAGGGUGGUGGAUUACUGCCGCAAAAGGCCAUGCCCUUCCACCAUUGCCUUGUCCAGUGAUGCUUUUUCUGAAAUCUCUCGUUCUCCUAAUGCUAAAAUCAAUAUAGAAUACAUCCAGUAUGUGUCCUUAUCUCAUUAUACAUAAAUUUAGUACGAAGAAGCAGCAGCUAUUUUUCCCAACUUAUCAUUGACAAGAUUUUGCAGUUAGUUUUCAAUAAACUGAAGUAUAGAAGAGAGGCUAAAAAGGUGGACAAGUGGAAUUGUAAUGGAAAAUCAUGUGUAGUCAGUAAUGGUUUUAUUGUAAUUUAACAAGUCCUCCAUUGUGUAUCAUUUUUAACCUUUGUUCUUUACAAAAUUAAUGUUUAGAAAGAAGAGGGAUAUAUAGUUUUGUAUGCUUUCAAUAUUGUCCUUUGACAAAGUGUAAAGUGUUCAUAUCUUGAAACUAUUUCAUUUCCAUUUA
This is a messenger RNA of Nicotiana tabacum (common tobacco), 769 nucleotides long. Lineage: Eukaryota; Viridiplantae; Streptophyta; Magnoliopsida; Solanales; Solanaceae. The record is from RefSeq and is a predicted model, not a curated record.